Marasmius oreades (fairy-ring Marasmius) is the source of this 3543-nucleotide messenger RNA. RefSeq lists its product as uncharacterized. The transcript has 12 exons. The record is from RefSeq and is a predicted model, not a curated record. Lineage: Eukaryota; Fungi; Basidiomycota; Agaricomycetes; Agaricales; Marasmiaceae. The coding region runs from base 286 to 3543 and encodes 1085 amino acids. Gene Ontology annotation, biological process: trehalose biosynthetic process. Gene Ontology annotation, molecular function: catalytic activity. Gene Ontology annotation, cellular component: alpha,alpha-trehalose-phosphate synthase complex (UDP-forming); cytosol.
AAGUGGUUUCAUCUAUUUCAUUUCAGAGGCAGAACUCCGGACGGUGAUUCUCUUUGGGAAGUGUAGGAUUGAGACUUUGACACCUCUACGCCUGAAAUCACUGUCCCGACAUUCAUUCGCAUCCACGUUUUUCCUUGCGUUCUGGAACUGCCGGUGAUAAUCUGAUCUAUGCCGAGUCGCUGGAAAAGGGAAUGAGUACAUCUAUGACGAUUACUCUCCGUAUUGUUCCUUUUUAAGUUUUUAUUUCAACCUCAAACCCAGCUUCGCCUUUUCUUCAUAACCACCAUGGCCACCGCCUCGUCGUUGCGAAAUCAUCGAAUCGUUAUUGCCUCGCUUUUUCUCCCUCAAACUGUCAUCCUAGGCUCUCCAGACGAUUAUUCGCCUUCUCGCGAACCUCCCUCUAGCCCAAACGAUCAUGAAGAUAGUCUGAACAUUUCAGAGGUCUCAUCGAAACUUCAGGACAAGGCCUGGCCCAAACAAACCCCACUCUCACCAUCAUUAGGAACAACAGCUCCCAAGACCCCAUACCUCAGCGGUCUAAACAAACCAGCGCUAUUAAAGUCGAUCGUCGAUGACUUGAAGGAUCGGGCUACUGCUGCCUUACCUUCUCCGACAACAGAAAACUUGAACCCAUUCUUCGUAAUUUCACCUGCACCUCUUUCACGUAAUGUUAGCACCAUUGGGAAGCCAAGCGGUGGUGGGCAAUCGACCAAACCCUCCAGUGGGAAUACCGGUGGUGGGACGAUCGGCGCGUCUUCGACCCCUGGAUCCCAUAAUCGACCUACGAGUAGUAGUUCCGGGCCCCCAAGCGCGUCUGCGACUCAUAUCCAACGUUCUCUAUCGCGACGUAUGCGGAAGCAGGGAUCUAGGUCGUCUUCUAGAAGACCUGGUUUACCGAGUUCGAAGGGCGGAGAUCAGUCAUCGACAGGUUUACUAAUUGAGCAUGAAAAAUACGAAAAUACGUUCUAUUUCGAAGCCAGUUCACGCUGUAACGGUGGUCUCAAGAAUGCAUUGGACAGUGUCUCUCGUGAACCGCCGAGCCCACUUCCGUCACGUCCCGUUCGCACUGGACAUUCUCGGGCGAACUCCCUUCAAUCGUUGUCCAAAUUGAAGGAGAAAGUUUCGGUGGGAACUUUGGGAGUCGAGACUGAUGGAUUCACCGAAGGGCUGAAGAGAAACAUUGAUGAGAGGCUGAGGAAAGAACAUGGAUGUGAAGCGGUUUGGGUAGCAGAUGAUGAGUUUGAGGGGUGUUACGACGAAUUCUGCCAUCAGGUUCUAUGGCCAGCACUCCAUUACGUUGUUCCCGACGCGCCUAAAACGAAGAUGUUUUAUGAGAGCGCGUCAUACAAGCAAUAUGUCGCCGUUAACAAGGCAUUCGCAGAGAAGAUUGCGGAAGUGUGGCAAGAGGGCGAUGUCGUCUGGGUAAACGAUUAUCACCUCAUGCUUCUCCCACUCAUGCUUCGUUCAUCCGGUCUCAUCCCUUCAAAUGCUCCCAUCGGAUUCUUCCUUCACGCUGCGUUCCCCUCUUCGGAGAUAUUCCGCUGUCUCUCCGUCCGUGCGGCGCUUUUACGUGGAGUGUUAGGCGCAGACCUCGUUGGAUUCCAAACAGCCAACCAUGCUCGUCAUUUCCGACAAACGUGUUCUAGAAUUCUAAGUGUCGAAUCGUUACCUCGCGGGAUUCAGUUAGGAUCAUCAUCUUACAAUGCCAGUAGUUAUCCCUCCCCACCUCCUUUCACUCGAUCGGUUUCUAGUUCUUCGAAUUUGUCUGAUUCUGCCAAGGGUUCAUUGGAGAAAGAAGACCGGGCCUCGGAUUUAUUGAUUGAUCAUCUAUCGUCCGCUGCGUCGUUUGCGGCUUUAUCUGCUUCGAUGGGGGAACACGGGAAGGGGAGGUUUGUAGACGUUGGGGUGUUCCCGAUGGGGAUUGACGUCAAUCAGUUGAAUGAGAAGAGAAAGGAUCCUGAGGUGGCAGAGUGGGUUGAUAUUCUAAAGCAACGGUACAAUGGGAUGAGACUUGUCGUGGGCAGGGAUAAGAUGGAUGGAGUACAAGGUGUGAGGCAGAAGAUUCAGGCGUUUGAGAGAUUUUUGGAAUUCUAUGCGAGUAAGGAUGAGGCGUUGAAGGAGAAGGUUGUCCUGAUUCAAAUUGCGAUGCCUCCGAGUAGCGGUCAAGCAGAUGAAGAUAUACUGAGCUCGAUCUUGACCACUGUUUCGCAUAUCAAUUCCAGGUUUAGCACUCUUACUUACCAGCCUGUCGUAUUGCUCCAUAGUCAAGAAGUCAGCUUCAGUCAAUAUCUGGCGUUAUUACGAGCUGCCGAUGCAUUUUUGGUGACUUCUCUAAGAGAAGGGAUGGCGUUGAGGACGCACGAAUUCGUGGUCUGCCAGGAGGGUAAAGAAAAGGAGGGCAGCCUAAUUUUGAGCGAGUUCACUGGUUCCUACUCUUAUUCCGGCUUCCGUUCCUGCAUCGCCAUCAACCCUUGGGACAUUCGCGGAACUGCAGCUGCCAUCCACCAAGGCCUCACCAUGUCUCCCGAAGAAUCCCAUUCUCGUUGGGAAGAUUUGCAAGGUCACGUUAUGGGACAGAACGCUCAAGCAUUCGUCAUUGGUUUCCUUACUAGAUGCUUACGCGCCGCACAAGAAGGAGAUACUACAGAGGAUGAUGGGGUCGAAGAGAACCGAGUCUUGAAUGUCAAAGGACUUGUUGGGAUGUGGAAGCAUUGCAAGACGAGAUUGGUCGUUGUUGAUUGGGAGGAUGGGUUGAUUUCGUCGUAUGCGAGUUUUGAUUCGUCGUCGUCUGCUGGGGAGAGGGAGAAGGAAAAGGAAAAGGUGGAGAAUGCGGCGGUUGAAGUUCUUAGAACGCUUGUCAAGGACUCUCGAAACGAAGUGUGGUUGUUGAGUGGGUACCCUCGGAAAGAGCUCGAGAAAGUUAGUCAAGAAGUGGGUGGAAGAUUGGGAAUCGUAGCUGAGAAUGGGUGUUUCAUUAAAACGAGGAACACGAAAGGACAAGAAGGGGAGUGGAUCAGUAUGGUCGCGAGUCUGAAUUUGACUUGGAAGAACAUUUGUUCGGAGAUGUUGAAUUAUUUCACCGAAAGAACACCAGGAGCAUAUGUAGAAGAACGUGAAGCGUCCGUUGUUUGGCGGUUCUGGUCACCUCAGGAACUGGACGAUAGACGGCCUGAUUGUCUAUGGGCACGAAGACAAGCUGCAGAAGCACAGAAUCAUGUUUUUGAUAGUCUGGGAGAGCGCUUCGGUCUACGGAUUAUUCCUUCCUCCAACUCGUUCCUUGUUUUACCGAACAAUAUCUCGUGGUCAACCGCCGUUGGGUCUAUUCUUCUAGGACUAUACGGGGGUGGAAAUGAAUGGGAUAUUGUCGUCGCUCUGAGCGGUGAUGAGAGGUUGUUGAGGAGACUCGGAGAGUUGGACAAUAGCGAAACGGUUUCGACGAGUGGGAAGGGAAGUACGGACGCGAAGUGGAGGUUGGUCCGCGACAUUCGUCAAGGGGAAGAGAGCGAUGUAGUAAAGGUGCUGAGGGAAUUUGCGGAAUGUUGA